Molecule: messenger RNA, 1910 nt
Organism: Capra hircus (goat)
Lineage: Eukaryota; Metazoa; Chordata; Mammalia; Artiodactyla; Bovidae
Gene: ZNF683
Product: zinc finger protein 683
Exons: 6
Coding region: 220-1665 (481 amino acids)
Biological process (GO): cell fate commitment; regulation of transcription by RNA polymerase II
Cellular component (GO): cytoplasm; nucleus
Molecular function (GO): histone deacetylase binding; RNA polymerase II cis-regulatory region sequence-specific DNA binding; DNA-binding transcription factor activity
Source: RefSeq, a predicted model, not a curated record
UCAGUCACAGGCAGAGGCUGGCUGCCCGCCUGCCGGCUUCCUUCCCCAGCCAGAGAGGACUUCUGCAGAGCCAGAUAAAGAAACUGAGGCCAGGAGAGGCAGUGACUGGCUCGAGGUCACACAGUGAUUUCCGGGGAAAGCCGGCCCUGGAAGUCAGGCUCUUGUUUGGAGGACCUUCACUGCUGUGACGGACCUGUCUUCCCAGCAGGUGGCAGGGCCAUGAAGGGGGAGCCUGCUCCAGAGCUGGGUUGUUGCCACAAGACCAAGCCCCUGGGGAGCACAGGGGCUUCUCUGUCCCCCUACCUGGACUCCCAGCUCUGCCAAGAUGGCCAGGUCUUCCCAGCCUUCAAGCCACAUCCAGACACAGUGGAUUCUCAUGAUCAGUCCUGGGCCAGCUGGCUGUGCCCAUGGCCACUGGCACCGGCCAAGUCUGCCCUGCUGGCCUGCCCCCGGGGCCUGGACCUAUACCUGUGCGCCCUGCAGUCGGCAACCCUGGCAACAGCCCCACAGAGUCUCAGGGAGGAUGCUUUGAGCACACGGCACCUGCCACCAAGGCUGCCUGCCAGCUCCUCCAGUGGCGAGAAACUCCCACCCAAGUGUCCUCCGAGCAGUGACAAGAUGGGAAGCCAGACAGAAAGAGCUGGCGGGGGGGCCCCCUGCCCAUCCUUCUCUCCUCCCAACAGCUCUUCCCCAAAUUCUUGGCAAAAUAAGAAGAGCCCCUUGGCUUUCUGCUCCUGCCCCCCAACCCCACCCAGCUCCAAAGAACUCUCCUCCCACUUCCGCCCAUUCUAUCCUGCCUACCCAUUUUUCCUGCCCGCUCCUUACCUGGUCACAUGUGGGAGCCUACCUUCAAUGCCGUGUCCCCCCCGCUUCAAGCUGCCCCAAGACACCCCCUACGCCACCAUGGCUGUGCCCAGCUUGCUGAUUAAUGUCAAUGAGCCCAAGCACCCCAGCACCUGGGGGGAGACCCUGCGCCCCUACCCAGGGGCCUGUCAAGACUCCGGCCAAACCCAACCCUCCCAGAGCCAGAAUCUGGGCCUUGCCACUGCCAGGACCUACUCCACAGGGCCGGAGCGGGCUGGAAGGGUGGCUGCAGGAAAGCGGGCCCCACUGGGCUCCCAGGCUGGCUCUGCGGCACUGCCUUACCCACUGAAGAAAGAGAACGGCAAAAUCCUGUAUGAGUGCAACGUGUGCAGUAAGAGCUUCGGGCAGCUCUCCAACCUCAAGGUCCAUCUGCGAGUGCACAGUGGGGAGCGCCCGUUCCAGUGCGCCCUGUGCCAGAAGAGCUUCACCCAGCUCGCCCACCUGCAGAAGCACCACCUGGUGCAUACUGGGGAGCGGCCCCACGAGUGCCCGAUGUGUGACAAGCGCUUCAGCAGCUCCAGCAACCUGAAGACCCACCUGCGCCUGCACUCGGGCACCCGGCCUUUCCAGUGCAGUGUCUGCCCGAGUCGCUUCACCCAGCUCGUUCACCUGAAGCUGCACCUUCGUCUGCACGCCCCACGGCCCUGCGGCCUGGCUCACACCCACCUGCCCCUGGCAUCUCUCACCUACCUUGCCCGCUGGCACCAGGGGGCCCUAGAUAUUCUGGCAGCACCAUCAGAGAGGCAGAUGGACUGGGACAUGGACAAGGUCAAGGUGUCCUCAGCAUCCCAGGGCAAGUAAGGGCCUGAGCCAUGGUGCCAGGACUGCCCUAGGGAGGGAGCAGGGGUGGAGCAAUGAAAGGAUUUUCUCUACGAUGAAUUGAGGCCUCCUGAGCUUCAAUAGUGCAGGGGGAGGUCAGAGUGUAUUUGCCAGACUUCACGUCCCACUCCACCUGGCAGGUCAUGGGACACAGCCAGGAAGAGACUAUGCUGCCCACCGUGUGUGUGUGUGUGUUGGGGGGCGCCUGCAGCCACCUACGUCUGGCU